This is a messenger RNA of Caenorhabditis auriculariae, 813 nucleotides long. The record is from the annotation of a GenBank genome assembly. NCBI's taxonomy places the organism in Eukaryota, Metazoa, Nematoda, Chromadorea, Rhabditida, Rhabditidae.
AUGACCAGUAAAGUUGCGGUUUCUGUCGUCUUGAUGGCCACGAUUUGGAUGGUGAGUCUUAUUUUUGAGCUAUAAUUAUUAUUGUGCGUUUAUUUUUUGUUUCAAGUCAUAUAUCUUUCUCUGAGUUUUCAGAAAGUCUAAAGAUUUUUUGAAUGUGUAAAUCAACUAGUCGUUUCUCAAAGUACUUUGCAGCCGUAGUACAAAAACUUUGCAAAAACGAGAUCAGAAUUUUUUUUUCUUGUUUCAAGAAUUGUCCGAGUUUUAUGUUAUAAAGUUUCGAAACCGCUCUUCCAGGUGAAAACCGCGCCAACAGUGGUCCCAGUGACUCCAGCGACCACUUCUCCCAUUGAACCAAGACCUGUUCGAGCAAUUCCAGUGCAAUCCGACAAUGGAACACUCGUCGAAAGGCCUUUGGAAGACGGUAAGACAUGUUUCUGAUUGAAACAAAAGCUUCAAAGUAAAAACUUUCUUGAGUCGAUCGCUAACUAGAAAUGUCAAUUUUCGAAAGCUUACUGUCUACAGAAGUUCACUUGGGAUGAAUUUCCAGACUUAAUUCGAAGGAAUACUUACUGACGAAAUCUAAGAAGUUUACCAUAUCCAGUAACUUCUAUAUUUUCAUCCUAGUUUUUGGAUUGCUUCCAAAAUCCAUUCUAGUUUUUUGCCAGUUUUCUAAACAACAAGCUACUCUCCAAAUGAUUCUGACCUUCAGAACUCCACCACGUCGAGGAGAAGUCUUCCGAAGCGAUGGACGACGCAGAAACGGCCGGCAACGCUUGGCACAACGCCAAGACCGAAAUGGACAACGCUCUCUGA